Messenger RNA from Siniperca chuatsi (mandarin fish), 5579 nucleotides. It is a transcript of the gene puf60a, whose product is annotated as poly-U binding splicing factor a. Lineage: Eukaryota; Metazoa; Chordata; Actinopteri; Centrarchiformes; Sinipercidae. Gene Ontology annotation, molecular function: RNA binding. Gene Ontology annotation, cellular component: precatalytic spliceosome; catalytic step 2 spliceosome. Bases 509 to 2077 code for a protein of 522 amino acids. The record is from RefSeq and is a predicted model, not a curated record. The transcript has 11 exons. Gene Ontology annotation, biological process: regulation of alternative mRNA splicing, via spliceosome; mRNA splice site recognition; alternative mRNA splicing, via spliceosome.
AGAGUGAGAAUACAAAAACAAACAAAUCUAUUUAAAAAGCAAUAGAACAUAUCCAUAUAUAAAUAUACACGUCUGUAUAUUACAUCUGUUGACAGAAUAUAUUCGACAUGAACUUAUAACAGAGUUGGAAUGAACAUUUAUUUAUUUCAGUGGAUACUUAUUUAAUUUAGGGAGAGGUAUUUAUAUUUUUUAUUUUUAAUAUAUUUAAUCACUUGUUUACUUAAUCAACCUAUUUUAUUAAUAUAAUUAUGACCCAGUUUGACAGUUUUUGUCCAUAAAUCCUGUAGAAAAACCAGAUUUCUUUGCAAUAAAAAGCAUCGAGAGGAUUAGCUCUUCGAACCUACUGACAGGUCUUUUACUUUGAAGGCCCCGCACAGAGGAUGUGACGUAGGGCGGAAGUGCCGCUGUGUGGAGCAGCAGAGCAGCAGAGACUCAAACACCAGAAACAUCAGCCUGUUUGUGUUCAAACUAGAGACAUUAAGGCGCUCAGAGAGCCGGGCCGAGCUGUAUGGCGGUGACAGUUUCCGCGGGAGGGCCGGCUCUCAUCAUGGAGAACGGACAGAGCACCACCACCAAGCUGGGCCUGCCGCCGCUCACCCCCAACCAGCAGGAGGCGCUGCAGAAGGCGAAGAAGUACGCCAUGGAGCAGAGCAUCAAGAGUGUUCUGGUCAAACAAACUCUGGCUCAGCAGCAGCAGAUCACCAGCCUGCAGAUGGCGUCCCUGUCGAUGGGUCUGGGCGACGCCCUGUCUCCCCUGCAGUCAGUAGCAGCUCAGCGCCAGAGAGCUCUGGCCAUCAUGUGUCGAGUCUACGUCGGCUCCAUCUACUACGAGCUGGGAGAGGACACCAUCAGGCAGGCCUUCGCUCCGUUUGGACCAAUCAAAAGCAUCGACAUGUCCUGGGACUCUGUCACCAUGAAACACAAGGGUUUUGCCUUCGUAGAGUACGAGAUGCCCGAGGCGGCUCAGCUGGCUCUGGAACAGAUGAACUCGGUCGUCCUUGGGGGCAGAAACAUCAAGGUUGGGAGGCCCAGUAACAUUGGCCAAGCUCAGCCAAUCAUCGACCAGCUGGCGGAGGAAGCGCGUGCCUUUAACAGGAUCUAUGUGGCGUCUGUCCACCCCGACCUCUCCGAUGAUGAUAUCAAGAGCGUUUUUGAGGCCUUCGGAAAGAUCAAGUCCUGCAUGUUGGCCCGAGAGCCGACAACCGGACGGCACAAAGGCUACGGCUUCAUUGAGUACGAGAAGGCUCAGUCUUCUCAGGAUGCCGUUGCCUCCAUGAACCUGUUUGAUCUGGGGGGUCAGUACCUGCGGGUGGGGAAGGCCGUGACUCCGCCCGUACCCCUCCUUGCGCCGACGACCCCUGGAGGUCUCCCCGCCGCCGCCGCUGUGGCUGCCGCCGCUGCCACCGCCAAGAUCACUGCUCAGGAGGCGGUGGGAGCGUCGGUGCUCGGGUCUCUGGCCGGACCGGCACUCCUCUCUCAGCAGCUGGGAGGACUUCCUCAGGCUGUCAUGGCUGCUCAGGCUCCAGGUGUCAUCACAGGUGUGACCCCGUCCCGACCCGGCCUGCCUCAGGUGGGUUUGGUGAACCCGGUGCUGGCUACCCCCCCGGCACCCGCAGCCUUGUUUGGCUGUGAGGUGAAGAGGAAAGAGGAGGAGGAGCGUCAGCAGGAGGCGCAGCAGGACGGAGCCACGGAGCCGCUCAGCGAGCAGGAGCACAUGAGCAUCAGCGGCAGCAGCGCCAGACACAUGGUGAUGAGGAAACUGCUCCGCAAGCAGGAGUCCACCGUGAUGGUCCUGAGGAACAUGGUCGGUCCCCACGACAUCGACGACGACUUGGAGGGCGAGGUCACCGAGGAGUGCGGGAAGUUCGGCCGGGUGAAGCGCGUCAUCAUCUACCAGGAGCGCCAGGGCGAGGAGGACGACGCCGACGUCAUCGUGAAGAUCUUCGUGGAGUUUUCGGAGGCGGCCGAGAUGAACCGAGCCAUCCAGGCGCUCAACCGCCGCUGGUUCGCAGGACGUAAGGUGGUCGCAGAGGUGUACGACCAGGAACGCUUCGACAACAGCGACCUGUCGGCGUAGAACUCGCACACACAAACACACAUAUACACACAUGCUCAGAACGUAGUGUAGUGGCCUCUUUCUACCUGUCAGUUUUCUAUCGCUGUUUGUCUCCGGAGGAACUUUUCUUCUUCUUCAGUCUGUUGCUGUACAGGGUUUAAAGGACCACACCGCCGUUUGUCAUGUUUUAACCACAAAUCACAAAGAUUUUCCAUUCCUGCUGAUCGUUUUCCAAAUCAACUCAUUUUGUAGGUAUUUUGUAUGAAAUCUGAAAAGAAAUCAGCUCUCUGUGUCGUCCAAUCGCAGCCCUGCUUCAGUUCACCCACAGCGUUCUCAAACUGAAGGAAACUGAAGCGUUCAGCGCUUCGACACUCGGCCAGUGACACCGAGUCUCCAGUGUGUCACCGUGGUUACGUCACUUUCUCCCUGAUUCAGCGUUUGAACGGACCGUUUUUCACACUUUUAGUAUAAAAACAGUGAAAAUAUUAAAAUUAGCUGAGAGACUGAAAACUCUUGUUGCUGCGUUCAGGGACGCUCUGACAUCUGAGCUUUGAGUCUUGUAAAAAGCUCAGCAGGAGUGAAACAGAUUUGAGCUGAAACAUGAACGCGACUGCGGUCCGGAUGUUACUUUACCUGUUUAGGUCCAGACAGCAGAAACAUCUGGAUGUUCGCCCGCUGACUGUGUUUAUGAACUGACUGCUGCUCCUGAACGCACCACACCAUCAUCCAAACUAACAGCGACUUCGGUCUGUCCUCGUGGCUUUGCUCUCCUGUUGAACGGGGAGAAACAGGCACCUGGCCGAAGCAGGUCGACGGUGUGUUCAGGUGUCACACGCAGAAAUAUGUGACUGAAACUUUAGUUUGGUUUUUUUCCAACACGUGUUUUUUCUUCUCUUGCUUUAAUCAUCUUGAGCUGCUGUUUGAUUGGCUGACAGUUUUAGAUCAGAGCGAAGCGUCCUCGGCCGCCCUUCGAUCGUCCAAACUAGCGUCCAGGUUCGAUGUGAUAAAGUAUCGUCGUUAAUGUCAGACGAUCAUUGAUCGUAUGUGAUUCGGAAGGCAGUGCAGUCUGGCCCAAUCCCGAUCUCCACGCUCGCCGACUUAGAGGCGGGGCUUAGGGCUGGGGCGGGUGCACGAGGGUCUCUGCAGACUGGGCUGAGGGACUAACCCUCAGUUCGUAGCGCUGUGACGUUAUACCGUUUCGGGCUCUCGCACUAACCGGGUGACGUCAGCUGCGUCUGCGAGGGCGCGGGGCUCGGGGCGGAGCUCGGGGCCGGGCCAGGGGUUAUAACCCUAACCCGAUGUUACUGAGACGUGACCAGGGAAUGGGCAGACCAGAGAGGGUCCGGGUGGGUGGGGCCUCUGUGAGUCAUGAAGGUCAGUUUGCGUUGUGGGUUUCGGACUCGUGUUUAUGACGAGAUUAACGUUGCUCCGUAAUGAUGAAUGAUGUUAAAACAGUUCCACAGUGUCGCUGUGUUUGACUCUACGUUGCCUUCGUCUCUGAUGUCGUCGGUACGGCCCCCGCAGACUGCUGCUGCCCCUCGCAGAGCCGCCUGCGGAGGACCCGCAGCUCACGGUGACUGUUUCCUGGGCGUCUGGAAACGCAUCAGCGCUACCGAAGCAUUCUGACCCGUUGAAUGAAAUAACGGACCGAGCUGAUGAAGAUGUUUCCUGUGUUGAGCUCUCAGGGCCACCGUAGUUUUCUUUAUUUGGACCCCAUCAGCCUCCACAGACUCGUCUUCAGGAGCUCGACACAAAAACAAAAUAAAAUCACACAACAUCAGCAAAACAAGAAAAGCCAAAUAUAAAGAUCCGGAAACAAGUGAACAUGGAAACACAGACAGCAGAAACAAACCUAAAGAAACCAGAGAUGAAUCAGCUUCUUGUGUUUGCUGCUGAAGCUCAAAAUGAUCUUUGUUUGUUUCUGUCGGUUUGAACAGAGCAGAGCGACUGGAGCUUUGUUUCAGGUUCAGCUUCAUCGGCAGCUGUGUGUUCACAGACAGGGAAACGGCAAACAUAUAUUUAUAUAUUUAAAAGGUACGAGAAACGGCAGUAACAGAUCGCUAACAGGCUGCUUCACCACAGGAGGUGGAGGCGAGGCCGUGAGCGUUAAACAGUGAUGAUACUCAGAAACUCGAGGUACUGUUCAGGACCAGGUCUGUGUCACAGGGCUGUUCUGACACCGGGGGCCCGGUGUUCAUGUGCCGGCCUGCGGGCAGAAACUGUCCCCCCGUCUGGCUCUGCAGCGCCUCCCAGAGGGGAGGAGGGGGCACAGGUUGAGUCCAGGCUGUGAUGGGUCUGCUGGGACGUUUCCUGACUCUGCACGAGUCCUGAACGGAGGGCAGGUCGGCACCGAUGAUGCGGUCCCGACUGUACGUUAGUCUGCUCCUGUCCCGUUUGGUGCCCGAUCCAAACCAGGCACAGGACAGACUGGAUUCAUGCAGAGCGGAACUGGAUCAGCAGCUCCUGAGGCAGGCUGAACCUCCUGAGCUGGAGCAGGAAGUCCAUCCUCAGCCGGACCUUUUCGAUGUUGGACGCCCACUUCAGGUCCCGGGAGACCGUGGAUCCCAGAAACCUGAAGGCUUCCACAGCAGACACCGUGCUGUCGGAUGUGGUGAUGGGGGGCGGCUCCUGAAGUCCUUCGGCUGCAGGUCGUUCUGACCGCAGCUGAGGGCCGGCUGUCCGGGACGAGGCCGAUGACCGUUGUCGUUGGGCGUUUUGGUUUGUUUUUGUGUUUUUCUCGCAGCUCUUCUGACUUGGUUGAAGUGGGCGGAGCUCAGGUAGAAAAAGGUGAUGUCACAUAUUUUCAUGCACCAAUCAGAGCUGAACAACAUUUGAACCAGAAUCCAGCCACAGUUUGCGAGUGUUUAACUGUUUUAAGUGAACACUAAAGAUGUUUUUUAUGCUUAUUUAUGAAUUAUUGUUAAAAGUGACAGUGUGUUAGAUGAUGCGUUAUCUUUGUAUGGAAGCUGUUCACACCUGCUGUAGAUUUCAUUUCAAAGGAGAAUCAAAGCAAACAGGAUGCGUUCAGACGAGUUCACUGGUUCCAGAUCUCGGACUCUCAGGCUUCACACAGUCUGCACCACCUUGUACGUGGAGGCCUGAAGGGAAUACCUGCAGACGUUAUUCAGGGCUGAAAACUCUGCAUGCUUUUUAAUCUUUGUUUUUAGUUAAAGUUAAUAUUCUCCUAAAGACACUUAAUAACGCAUCUGAAGUCGAGGUUACAUCACGAACAACACAACAACGAUACAGGAAGUCGUAUUUAUGAGUUGCCGUUAUUCUGAAAGUGUGAUGACCAGUUUCAUCAUUGAUUUGCCAGAUUGAUUUAAACCAUGUGACGUUCAGAGGAAGUGCAACCAACACACACACACACACACUUCUGAAACCUGCUCAUUCCCACCACUGAUGUGCCUUUGAGCACCGAGGCACUGAACCUCCUGCUGUUUGUCCUUCAGGUGUUAAACUGUGAAACUCCUCUGAAUAAAUAAAGGUUUAAAAACGAAAAACAAAAUCAAUUCUAAAAACA